Dentiscutata erythropus is the source of this 126-nucleotide messenger RNA. The record is from the annotation of a GenBank genome assembly. Lineage: Eukaryota; Fungi; Glomeromycota; Glomeromycetes; Diversisporales; Gigasporaceae.
AUUAUAACCGAUCACAAUAAGUUGAGCCGUUUACGUCUCGGCUACGUUCCUACUAACAAAGUACCGGUUCUAAAAGUACUCGAGGUGGAUAAUGCAGAGGUCACGAGUAUUUCGACAAAAUGGUGA